AUGCCCAAUCAAAUCCGCGACAUCUCCUCCAUCGACCGAGACUCCUUCACGUACAUCUUUGAACAAAAUGUGACCAUCCCACUCAAAAGCUCUCAGGGGCUUGUGAGAUGUAAUGUCUACCGUCCCAAAGACGAGACGCAGAAAUAUCCCGCCCUCGUCACAUAUGGACCGUAUGGAAAAGAUAUCCCAUACAGCGACUUCCACGCCCAAUCAUUCUCCGAAGUCAACCCAGAACACAAAUCCGAACACUCGGCCUGGGAAACGCCCGACCCGAAAUACUGGACAUCACAUGGCUACGCAGUCGUGCGUGUCGACGAACGCGGCCUCGGCCAAUCCCCCGGCAUCCUCGACACCAUGUCCAAGGGGACCAGCGAAGCAUUUUUUGACGCAGUGGAAUGGUCCGCGGAGCAGUCCUGGUCCAACGGCAAAGUCGGCCUCCUAGGAAUCUCUUACUACGCCGGCAGUCAAUGGCGGGUCGCGGCGUUACAACCCAAAGGCCUCGCGGCCAUGAUUCCCUGGGAAGGAAUGAGCGACUACUAUCGGGAUCGCUGCCGGCACGGCGGCAUCUUAUCCAACGAAUUCAUUCGGUUCUGGUGGAACCGGCAGGUCCUCAGCAAUCAGUACGGCCUGAGUGGUCGAAAGUCGAGAAAUUGGGGCCCCGACACCAUCGAAGGAGACCUAUCGGCCGAGGAGCUCGAGCACAACCGCAAUGACCAGAACAUCGAUAAUGUGAACAACGAGUUUCGAGACCAACCAUACUAUGCGUCCAAGGAGUACAAUUUGGACGAUAUCAAGGUUCCGCUCCUCAGUGUGGGCAACUGGGGGGGAAUCUUGCUGCACUUGCGAGGCAACGUCGAGGGAUUCACACAAGCGGGCUCCAAGCUCAAGUACCUCCGCUUCUGCGUUGGAAGGCACGAUUUACCUUUCUACUACCAUGAACAAGUGGAGAUGCAGCGAACUUUUCUCGACGCUUUUCUUCGAAACGAUGAUCGUGUUGGCUGGUCCGUCGCGGGAAAAGUGCCGAAAAUCGGCCUCGUCCUUCGCCAGGGGGAUGCAGGAUAUAAUAAUCCAGAGGCCGAGAUGAAGUUUCCCACCAGAGACGAAGAAGAUUGGCCGAUCCCUCGGACCCAGUACACUAGGUACUAUUUGACCGAUGACCUGAGAUUGACGACGGAAGAACCAAAGUAUACUCAUACGCGCAAAUUAACCUACCGAGCCCUAGGAACCCUACAAGCGCCACAACUCGUCCAAUUCACCACGGCGCCCAUGCCAAGCGAAACCGAAAUCACAGGGCACAUUGUCGCUCACCUCAACGUCUCGAUGAACCCCUACAUCGGCGGGACUGUGCCCAGCGAUAUCGAUCUGUUCCUUACACUCCGCCAUAUCGGCACUUCGGGCAAAGAAGUCUUCUACACCGGCACAGCAGGCGAUCCGGUCCCGCUCUGCAAAGGCUGGCUCCGGGUGAGUCUGCGCAAAGUCAACACUGAACACCACCGGCACAGACCCUAUCUGCCGUAUCGAGAUUACUUCUCGACUUCGGUCCAGCCCGUAUUGCCCGGUGAGGUAUAUUCCGUGGACGUGGAGGUGUGGCCGACAAACGUGGUGGUCGAGCCUGGGGCGAGGAUUGUAUUGGAAGUGUCGUCAGGAGAUACGCAAGGGUCCGGCGUCUUUCAGCAUACGAGUCCUGUGGAUCGGUAG
Messenger RNA from Rhinocladiella mackenziei CBS 650.93, 1698 nucleotides. RefSeq lists its product as uncharacterized. The record is from RefSeq and is a predicted model, not a curated record. The transcript has a single exon. Gene Ontology annotation, molecular function: dipeptidyl-peptidase activity. Bases 1 to 1698 code for a protein of 565 amino acids. Lineage: Eukaryota; Fungi; Ascomycota; Eurotiomycetes; Chaetothyriales; Herpotrichiellaceae.